ACUGGUGCGCGCCGCGGGUGCGGGCGCGAUGGCGGCGCUGGGCGGGGAUGGGCUGCGCCUGCUGUCGGUCUCACGGCCCGAGCGGCAGCCGGAGUCAGCGGCGCUGGGCAGCCCGGGUCCCGGGCUGUGCUGCUGGGUGUCGGUGUUCUCCUGCCUCAGCCUUGCCUGCUCUUACGUGGGCAGCCUGUACGUCUGGAAGAGCGAGCUGCCCAGGGACCACCCUGCCGUCAUCAAGCGGCGUUUCACCAGUGUCCUGGUGGUUUCCAGUCUCUCACCCCUCUGCGUGCUGCUUUGGAGGGAACUAACGGGCAUCCAGCCAGGCACAUCCCUGCUCACCCUGAUGGGCUUCAGGCUGGAGGGCAUUUUCCCAGCAGCACUGCUGCCCCUGCUGCUGACCAUGAUCCUUUUUCUGGGCCCACUGAUGCAACUCUCUCUGGAUUGCCCUUGUGAUCUAGCAGAUGGGCUGAAGGUGGUCCUUGCCCCUCGCUCCUGGGCCCGCUGCCUCACAGACAUGCGUUGGCUGCGAAACCAAGUGAUUGCGCCCCUGACAGAGGAGCUGGUAUUCCGGGCCUGUAUGCUGCCCAUGUUAGCACCAUGCAUGGGCCUGGGCCCUGCUGUGUUCACCUGCCCACUCUUCUUUGGAGUUGCCCAUUUUCACCACAUUAUUGAGCAGCUGCGUUUCCGCCAGAGCAGUGUGGGGAGCAUCUUCUUGUCUGCAGCGUUCCAGUUCUCCUAUACAGCUGUCUUCGGUGCCUACACUGCUUUCCUCUUCAUCCGCACAGGACACCUGAUUGGGCCUGUUCUCUGCCACUCCUUCUGCAAUUACAUGGGCUUCCCAGCUGUGUGUGCUGCCCUGGAACAUCCGCAGAGGCGGCCCCUCCUGGCAGGCUAUGCCCUGGGUGUGGGACUCUUCCUGCUUCUACUCCAACCCCUCACCAACCCCAAGCUCUACGGCAGCCUUCCCCUUUGUGUGCUUUUGGAGCGGGCAGGGGACUCAGAGGCUCUCUUGUGCUCCUGACCUUCACUCCUGUGUACACUCCAGUGAACUCUAAUGGGCUCCGUGGCCCCUCCCCAUCAAGGGGUACUGCAGGGAGGGGCUGGCCAGGGUCCCCGAGAUCUCAGGAAUUUUUAUAGGGGAUUGAAGCCAGAGCUAGUUGAAUCCCAGGGACCAAGAGAAAGGAGCAGAUAUCCAAAGGAUGCAGCCCCUCUUGAAAGGGGGCGAGGAGCAACUGGGAGGGGACCAAGGGACAGGUCCUAGGAGCUGUGCACUCCCUUCCUCACUUUGGACUAUUGCUUCUCCUAGCUCCUCUGCCCCGCUCUGCCUCUGAAAAGCUGCUCAGGGGUUUUUAUUUAUAAAACCCCUCCCCUAAACUUCCCAGGGUUUUCUCAUUGUCUUUUUGCAUCAGAACUUUGUAUUGGGGUAUUAAAGAGAUUUAACUUGGGUAACAUG
Molecule: messenger RNA, 1450 nt
Organism: Ictidomys tridecemlineatus (thirteen-lined ground squirrel)
Lineage: Eukaryota; Metazoa; Chordata; Mammalia; Rodentia; Sciuridae
Gene: Rce1
Product: Ras converting CAAX endopeptidase 1
Biological process (GO): CAAX-box protein processing
Cellular component (GO): endoplasmic reticulum membrane
Molecular function (GO): metalloendopeptidase activity
Source: RefSeq, a predicted model, not a curated record